AUGCAAAUCCUCUCGACCUUGGGCCUCACGGCCCUGGCGGCGCCGCUCGUGUCUGCCGCGUUUGAGGGCAACCUCAACUACGACAGCCCGUCUCGCCGCCAUGAGAACAUGGGCAUUGACGUGCCCCUGGUCACCCGCCGGACCAUGAAGCGCGGUUCGGUCCCUUACAAGGCUGAGGAGUUGAACUUUACCCACGGCAUCGCUUCCGGUGAUCCCUAUGCGGAUAGCAUCAUUCUCUGGACCCGUGUGGCGCCGUCCCUGAAGUCUGACGGCAGUAACGUGACCGUCGAGGGCACUGUUGACCUUUACAACCACGAGACUGAGAAGUACAUCAAGGCUGACCCCAACCCGAUCUGUGUUGACUGGGCGGUCUGGGAGCCAACGGCCAAGGGCAAGGGUAAAGGCAAGGGGAAGAGCCAGGCACAAGCGGUUGUCUCGUCCGGCAAGGCUUACACGACGAGCGACAUUGACUACACGGUCAAGGUUGAGGCUACCGGUCUGAAGCCAUUCACCGUGUACAACUACCAGUUCACCAUCUGCGGCUCUGAGAAGGCUAGCCCUGUGGGGAGGACGAAGACCGCGCCCGCCGAGAAGGAUGAGGUCGAGCAGCUCAAGCUGGCUGUCUUCUCUUGCAGCAACUACCCCAGCGGCUACUUCAACGCUUACGGCAAUGCCGCGCGCAAGGACCAGCACGACUUUGUCGUCCACCUUGGUGACUACAUCUACGAGAGUGCUACCAAGGGCGAGCGUGCCCACGACCCGUCCCACAUCAUCUUCACCCUGCUGGACUACCGGACCCGUCACGGCCAGUACCGCACCGACCCCAACCUGCAGCUGUUGGCCCAAGACUUUGCGUGGAUCCCGACUUGGGAUGACCACGAGCUUGCCAACAACGGUUACAGGGACGGCUUCAGUGGCCUUAACAACACUGAGGAGUCUUUCCGCACGAAUGGCCACCUCAUCAGCGUCGACCAGCGCAAGAUGAACGCUGUGCGCGCCUACUUUGAGUGGAUGCCUAUUCGCCAAGUCGAUCUCGAUGACAACCUCCGUAUCUGGCGUUCGUUCAAGCUCGGCAACUUGCUCGACUUGAUCAUCCUCGACACCCGUAACUACGACCGCAGCAUCACCAGCCUGGGCUGGAACGACCACUACAUCGACCUGAUCCGCGACGAGGCCUCCCGCUCGCUCAUGGGCUCCCGCCAGGAGCACUGGUUCUACAACGAGCUGUCGCGCUCCUCGGACCGUGGCGCCAAGUGGCGUGUCAUCGGUAGCCAGAUCGUCUUCUCGCAGGUCGGCAACAGUGGCGACAACUGGCAGGGCUACCUCGCCAACCGCAACCGCACUCUCAAGCACCUGUACGACAACAGCAUCGGCAACAACGUCUUCCUCGCUGGCGACAGCCACCAGAACUGGGUUGCUGAUGUCACCUGGCUCGGUCAGGCUGACUACAACUCCGAGACCGGCGAGGGCUCUGUUGGUGUUGAGUUUGCCGGCACUGCUGUCACGUCGAGCGGCCAAAAGGGCCCCAUUCUCUCCGCCCGCGCGGCCGCCCAGAAGCUAGUCGAGGCCAACGAGGAGCUGCAGUGGCAGGAGGGCUACUACCGCGGUUACUACAUCCUGGACGUCAAACCCGACGGCCUGACUGCCCAGUACUUUGGCUCGCCCAGCGUCGCCACCCAGAACGCGUGGGAUCUUCCGCUGGCCAACUUCACCGUCGCUGCAGGCAAGAACCACCUGAACCGCCCCGUUGCUGGCGGCAAUGUCGAGGCUGGUUUUGUGCGCGGUGGCAAGACCACCGGCACCAACGUCACCCUCGACACCGAGACGGGCAAGUGGGACGUCGUUGGGUUUGAGAAGAUGUACAUUUAA
This is a messenger RNA of Dichotomopilus funicola, 1869 nucleotides long. Its product is annotated as alkaline phosphatase. The record is from RefSeq and is a predicted model, not a curated record. Lineage: Eukaryota; Fungi; Ascomycota; Sordariomycetes; Sordariales; Chaetomiaceae. The transcript is spliced from 7 exons. The coding region runs from base 1 to 1869 and encodes 622 amino acids.